CAACGUGCCUUCAUCUGUGCUAUCGCUGUUGUCAUAGUGUAUGCGCGGAGCGGAAUAGCACAUCCCUGCUCGACUGAUUUCUACUUGCAUCCAUAACAAGUUUUUUAACCCCACGGCGUCAGAUAUCCGACGUGGAGCCUGUGAACCAAACUCGUCUAUAAUUGGUGAAGCCCCGAGCAGCCGGUCACUACCGGGAUAGAUCUUGCGCGGUCGUUGAGGUCUCCGGGUUACCCCGGCUCAGACACAAUGCGAUGUGUCAGCUGGCGACUUUCUGAUACUCCCGCUUUAUGCCGACACGGUCGCGUACGGCGUUCCACUUUUUUACUGAUCGGCGUUUUUUUGUUUCCCAAUUUCACAUUUGGCCAUCUGUCAACGAUUUGGCUGCUUGCACGCAGCCAUUACUGAGCGAAUGGCGAAGGGCAUGUAGAGGCUCUCGCACAGCGAUCCACUCCGCGACAGGAAAGCAGUCAAAUAGUUUCUGCUCGCUCUACCCUCGGCGGAUGGACAGUAUCGUUGUCCACACCGCCGUAGUGGUCAGAGACGACACGGAUCAUGCAUGGUAGUAAACAAACUCUUUCAGUCACACGACGGUGUCAGCCCUGCUGUGUGCACGUUUAGGCGAUUUCCUCACCACCGCAAGUGUUGAGAAAAGUAGGAAAUCUGUUGGCCUUAAGGAGUGGAUACCCGUGUGAACAGCAGGCCUGCACUGCUUUCAGGAUCCAGCAUAUCACUCUAUUCCACGGAAAACUCUCACCUGACUGACUCAGCUACCCCCCAAGGCAUGUUGUGCUAAAGAAACACCUAUGCAGGUGGAUCCCACACUAAUGAAUGUAGGGGAUGGAGGCACGGUGAGCAGAGAGAUCAGUGCUCCAAAUAAGGCCUCUACUAGUAUGGUGGGAAAUCCCCCCCAGACGCUGCCCCCUGAGUUCCGAGGAGAUGUUACCCUCAGUCAGCAAAACAAGACCACUUCAACAAAAGACUGUACGACGGUGAAAACCUGUCUGAACACUAGCAAUUGUAACCACAGUCCUGAACUUUCUCCACCUCAACAGCCCAACAAUGCACCAAUGUCUGGCUCAGUCCUCAGUAGCCCAGAGAAGAGGACAGACAAGAGGACAGAAGCCCCCAAACUCAAAGCUGAUGGUGCUGGGGUCUUCCCCACUCCACAGUGGUCAAGUGGUAUAAAAGUAAACCGGGAGGACUUACACAACACUUGUCACAGCAAUGGGAAAAAAUCGCAUCCACAAACGCAAUCUGUGCAGAGUGUUCCACCUGGGUUUCAGUGUUCUACCAUGUUUAAACCAGCCCAGCCUGUGGCCUUCCUUCCUUCCACUAAUUUUUCUUCUCCACUUUGUAAAAUUACUCUUCCACCAGCAUUGGGUCAGAUUGCAGCAUUGAGAGAGGCCACAGCUAGUCAGUUUCAAAAAGAGAUUCAGCCUCAAAGCUCAGGUGUCGGAGCGACACCACUCAUGCGGACCUAUCCUUAUUCCUUGCCUGUGGGACGGACUCCAGCUGCAGAGAAAAAAACAGGCACAUCAGCCGCAAAACUAAAAUCUAACCACUCAUCAAGCAAGAAUGCCAAAUCUGUAGGAGAGCAUAAAUCUUUAGCCUCUGUGGUAGCUUCACCUACUAUUGCCCUACCAUUGCAGCACCCAUCACUAACCUCAGCACCCACCCACUACACCUUGUCUCCCACUGCUGCCAUUUGCUGUGGCUCUGCACUAGCCAGCAUCACUUCUCAGAGCAGACUGCUGAACCAUGUGGAGAAAGGCAACACCAUAGACAAGGCAACUAUUGGCUCUCUUAAAACAACGCCUUCCUCUGCUCCAGAGGACCACACACCUUCAUUGGUUGAACCCAGAGAUGUACCUCUUGAUUUGUCUGCUAAAUCAAAGCGCCUGAAAUGCUCAAGUGACCCUCCGGUUAGUGUGACGGAGCCCCAUAACAACGAGUCAAAUCAGAGAGAUCCUCUGAAUUCAAAGAGGACUCAUUCCAGUAGUUAUAGCUCCGGUGUGCAAUACCCAAUCUUACCAAAUACCCACAGAAAUGGAUCUCACCAAAAGCAAUUGAACAGGCCCCAGAAUCACCAGGUUCCAGAGCCCAAACCAACGUGGGGUAAGGGACCUUCACAGGACUCACUAAAAAACAUCCCUGGUACAUAUGUAGGUGUGGCUAGCCCCAUACUGGCUUCUACUCUGAGGGGCAAAGACGGCAAAGGGACCUUUGCAGAUGAAUUUCAGAGUUUUGCAAAGCAGGAGUUUAUAUCUAUAAUUGACCAAGGAGAACAUCUGGCCUCAGGAGGAAAGAAGCCAUCCUGUCUGAUGAAGGGUAACCAACAUUCUCACAGUAUCAAACAUGUUAAAAACACCAGCACAGCCAUAACUAAGAACUGUCCCGCUAAAGGAGCCCUGACAACUGCCCUGCUGAGCUCUGCUAAUGCUCAGAUUCAUCAGAAACCUGGGCCUGGCAAAACGGCAGGACCAUACUCCACCACUGUUGUUAGUCCGGUGUGGCAACAGCCAUCUCAUCUUCAACACCAAGCCUCGUCCGCUCAGAAAAAAAUUACACAAGGAUCUCCAAAGACAAAGGGCGCCACAGUUACGGAAGGAUGUAAGUUUCAGAGUGCCCAUCACAGCACGUCCAAAUCUGAGGAUGAUAAGUGGGAGAGAAUGAAAUCUCCUUUGUCUAACCUUGCGUCCAUUGUUAAGCAGCAAGCUCUUGAAACAACAGCCGUGACAGGUGAGGCUAAUACCCAAGCUUCGCCUGUUCUAUCAAGAAAAGCUGAUGGUACCAAUCCACUCACUGGGAGCAAAGACAUGCAAUCUAAGCAUGCUCCUGAUUUUGAAUACUCACCAUCCUGGUCAGUGGAGAAAUGGCCUGGUGUGCCAUCUCAAGGGGAUUUGACUCAAGCUACGAAAAGACAUGAGAAGACGAAUGCCACUGAGCCUCUGGAGAAUAAUACUGACAUACACACCAGUCAGGGAGAACACAUGGGACUGCAAACAAAGCAAGGCUCCUCAAAGCCUGCUGGCCACUCUCAUCUCUUUGGGAGCAAUGCAUCAACAAAUGGGAACAGGAUGGAGAGUAAACUAGCCCAGGUGUUAGAGGGGGAGAUAUUGAGGAAAGAAAGUGGGACGUCAGACGGUCCUCCCAGUGAAAAAUUGGAGGGCAUGGUUGCAUCUAUUCUUACAGGCCAGUGUGCAGGGGGAGGCGACAAGUUUGAGAAGAAAACAAACGGAACCAAAGAGGAGUCGCCAACCAAAGCAAAAGCUGCUGCCGUCAAACAAAAGAAGAGUAGUCCUAAAAAGCCAGCAAAGGAGAAGUCUCCAGCAGACGCACUAAAGAAGGCUGUUGGAAAGAAAAAACAAGACAGAGAAAAUACUCCAACCAAAGUGACUUCCAAUAAGAAGCAGAAGAAACAAUGUGCACCUGUGCUUGAGCAGAAUCUGUCAGCGGGAAAAUUUUCUCCACAGAGUAAAGAACCGACUCCAAGGGACAAGAUCAGUCCUAUCAAGGUUGAGCAACCAACCUGCAACAAAGCAGUUGCAGAUAGCGGCAGCAGUCCUCCGUGUGUGGAAACUUCAGAAUCGCUCAAUAGCUCAGCUGUCCCCAAAAAGGAGGCAGAGACCACAGAGUGCACCUUCCCGAGACUGAGGAGAGGACGCCGGCGAGCUGAUGAUGCUCGACUUGACCUCUGGGGCUUUGCAACACCUUCCCCUCCACCCCCACCGAUGCCUCCUCCCCCAGUUUCCCCGUCGCCUCCUCAGACUCCCACUCAGCCCACCCGACGUCCCAGAGGAAGGCCUCGAUCAAAUCCCCUGCCAGAGCACGUGCUUCAGGGCAAGAGCAAGUCCCCCAGUGCGGAGGGCGACGCGCCUGCUCAUAAGAAACGGCGGCGAUGUCGUAGCAAGAAGUAUCAGACGGGUGAAUACAUCACUGAGAAGGACAAGCUUGAAGGAGGAGAGCAUCUUGAAGAAUCUGACCCGUUGAGGCAGGACACUGGAAUCCCUGCAGAUCCACAGGAAGAUCAGUGUCCAAGUCCCACUGCCUCCAGUCCAGAGCCUCCUCCGAGGAGACCCUCCUUCACACGCUCAGGAUCAGUUCGCUACCAGGAGAGCGAGGAGUCUCCAGAGUUCAGUGAUAAGCCUUCAGGGAAGAGGAAGUUCAAAAGCAAACACUUAUGCGACAGUGAUGAGCAGAAGAAUAAGACUAAACGCAGCAGCUUGGGGAAGCGCAGCUCCUCCGUUUCCCUAGAUGAUGAUGGUGCUGGAGGAAAAAGACCAGCCAGUCCACCACCCACUCCAAAAAGUUUGCCGUCUUCUCCAUCCAAUAAGAAAAGCUCAUCUGGUAAAAGCAGCGGUUCAGACUCUCCACCAAAAAGGCCUGUUCCUCCGGAGGUUCGUCGACUGAUUGUCAAUAAAAAUGCGGGGGAGACCUUGCUGCAACGUGCUGCUCGCCUCGGCUAUCAGGACGUAGUCCAGUAUUGUCUUGAAAAGGACAUCAGGGAGGUUAAUCGGCGCGAUAACGCUGGUUAUACCGCUCUCCAUGAGGCGUCCUCUCGAGGGUGGACUCAGAUUGUCCAGAUGUUGCUGAAACAUGGUGCAGAUGUCAACUGUAGUGCCCAAGACGGAACAAGGCCCCUUCAUGACGCAGUAGCAAGUGAUAACCUACCGAUAGUCUGGUUGCUUCUGAACCAUGGUGCAGACCCAACUCUGGCAACCUACUCUGGACACACACCAGUCAAACUAGCACAUAGCCCGAGCAUGAAGACCUUCCUCACAGAAUAUUUCACAGAUCUGGAAAGCCGCGGUGAACAGGACCCCAGUUUACCCUGGGAUUUCUACAGCAGCUCCCUGUUCGAGACCGACCAGGAGCCGUGCUGGGACUUCCUGCUGUCGGAGCAGAACCAGGAGCUGGAGGAGAACGGAACGGGGAAGACCGACCAGGAUUCGGACAAAGACUGCCUCGUGUUCGAGUUCUCCUCGGAGCCUCUUUUACCCUGCUACCACGUUCAGGUGUCAUUAACACAGGGCUUCUGCAACUGGUUCCUCCUGACCGACGUCCUGAAGCGACUGAAGAUGUCCGCGCGGAUCUUCCGAGCUCGUUAUCCUCACUUGGAGGUGGUGAGUUUGUCACGCACUGAGCUGUGGAAGCAGGUAUCAGUCAGCCAGGUGAGCGCCGCUUUAGCUUCUCCGUACAGAGGCAAAACUAAGGAGGAAGACAAGGAGGAGGAGGACGAUGGACUUAUGGAUCUGGUGCGCUGUGUGCCGGAGCUCCAGAGACUACUGGGCUCCUCCAUUCACAUCCUGCAGGAGGACGAGGGGGAGGACGAGGAGGAAGAGACGCUGACAAACACAGGGAAGCCUCGUAGUCGAUAGCCUCUCUUGCACUGCACUCCUCCACUUGACUGUUGACACUUUGUCCUUCCUCACAAGCAGCAGCUCAAAGGAAAACUCUCCGUCCAUCAUACCGGGGGUCGUGGGUUUUAACUCCAGCUACCGUAAAGACUUAACACUCCGCGAUGACUUUUGACCUCAGACAGAGGUGAUCUCAAGGACCUGCACACGGGGGUGGUCAGUGCUGGGAAGCAGCUUUCAGGUUCCUAUCUAUAGGUAUAUUUGAAUACACGAACAAACCUUUUUUAAUGAUUAUGUAUGUACAUGGUAGUGUAUAUGUAUAUCUUGCCAUCAGGGUUAACACAUUUGGUUAUAGAAGCGUUUUCUUGUGGCAAGGGACGGAUAAUGUGUAGGACGUUUUUUGUUUGAGCUUGUUCCUGAGGGAAAGCGAUAGUUUUCAACGGGACAUAAUCCGAAGCUUUUAUCUUGGUGAACCGUGUGUGAAGAUAAGACGCUUAAGUCAGGGAGGCCGCCGACCCACAUGGUUUCUCUGUCGACCUGGGAGACCCGGAGACCUGCAGUGAGGAGACAUAGCACAUAGUGUUUGGACAUGAUUACCCGCCCAGCUCAGAGCCUCGUUUCCAUUUAUCAUCCUCAAGAGAUCAUUACUGGACGGACCUAAUCACUUACGAAGUUUUUUUUUUUGUUUGUUUGUUUUCCUCCGCAUUUCACACAGUAAGCCUGGGCAGCACUAAGCCGUCCCAGUCCCUGCUCGCAGUAUAAAAUAAUGUCGUUCUGGACCUUGAGAUUGAGAGUUUGUUUACAGAAGUGGACAGAUAGUUGUGUUCUCCACUCCUCCUGAACUGAUGCAGAAUCCUGUGGAUCUCUCUCAGAGGAAAAGCUGAAUCACCUCUGGAGUCCAGAGGAGCCAAGAUGCCCUCUUUAACUGCAGCCACGACUGUCUCCCACGUCCCAAUAAGAUGUGUCCACAUCCUGGAGUGCUUUGUGUUGCAGUUUUAUCUACACUGUUUGUUGUGCUUAAUUUAAUAGUCAUUAAUAUAUUUGACCUCUUGUGUAUCUGACAACCCCUAUCUAUGAGAAAUGCUUUCUAUGGUUGGUGCUUCAUUCUGAAAUGUACUUAUUAGGAUCCCUUUAUUCUGAGACUUUCCUCCCUCAUUCAAAAACAGUAUUUCAAAAAAAAAAAAAAGAAGAAGAAGAAGCAAAAGUACAGUUUUAUUGUACUGGUGCUAAAAUAGAUUUUUGUGUUGACAAUCAAUGAAGUUUUGGUUUGAAGUCACAAACUAAUAAAAGAUAUUUAAGAUGAAGAGACUUAAGGUGUAAAGAAAAGUAUAGUUUGAUUAAAGAAAAUGGGAUACAGCAAGACUGAAAGACUACGACGUGCGAGAGAUCCUGAAAGAGCCUUUUAUUUGAUUCUUUUAUAAGAAAUCAAUAAGAAUAAAGCAUGAUUGUGAAUCAUAGUUCUUAUCUCCUUGUUUCCUCACAUUAUCAGAAUAAAUUAUAUGUUCAAGGGA
This is a messenger RNA of Mugil cephalus (flathead mullet), 6868 nucleotides long. It is a transcript of the gene bcorl1, whose product is annotated as BCL6 corepressor-like 1. NCBI's taxonomy places the organism in Eukaryota, Metazoa, Chordata, Actinopteri, Mugiliformes, Mugilidae. Gene Ontology annotation, molecular function: protein binding; transcription corepressor activity. The transcript is spliced from 12 exons. The coding region runs from base 804 to 5378 and encodes 1524 amino acids. Gene Ontology annotation, biological process: negative regulation of transcription by RNA polymerase II. The record is from RefSeq and is a predicted model, not a curated record. Gene Ontology annotation, cellular component: nucleus.